Molecule: messenger RNA, 678 nt
Organism: Pollicipes pollicipes
Lineage: Eukaryota; Metazoa; Arthropoda; Thecostraca; Pollicipedomorpha; Pollicipedidae
Exons: 3
Coding region: 1-678 (225 amino acids)
Source: RefSeq, a predicted model, not a curated record
AUGGAUGGCCUGCGGCUGAUAGCAACAACGGUAGUGUCAUGUUACUCUGUCUCUGAAAAGGAGGCCCUCAGUGCCGUCAACGCCCUGGAGCACUGGCGAGCGUACCUGUGGGGCCGCUUCUUCACCCUGAGGACGGACCACUCGGUGCUCACGACUCUGCUCACGCCGAAGUCGGCCAAACGCGCCGGCGCGCGGAUCGUCAGACGGCAGGGACGUCUGCUGCCGUACUCGUACACGGUGGAGUACCGCCCCGGCCACAGCAUCCCCGUCGCCGACACCCUGUCCCGCCUCCUGCUGUCGGAUACGGCCGCCGCCGAGACUGAUAGGGACGAAACCGUCGCCAUUGUCACCGACGAGGCCGCCGACGUGAUCACGAACGACGCCAUCCGCGCCGCGUCCGCCGGCGAUCCAGUCCUGGAGGAGCUGCGGUCGACCAUCCGCACCGGCUGGCCAGACGCCGCGCGAAAGUGCACGCCACAGACACGCGAGUUCUACGCCGUGCGGCACGAGAUGCUGGUCCAUGAAGACGGCAUCGUGCUGCAGGGUCCGGACCGCGCCAUCGUCCUGGCCGCCCUGCGCACCAAGUACCUGGAGCUGGCCCAACGCGCGCACGAAAGCAACUCCACCUCCGUCUGGCUGAACGAGGACUUAUACAUGGUGACGGUGACGUUGGCCUGA